Molecule: messenger RNA, 1716 nt
Organism: Metarhizium acridum CQMa 102
Lineage: Eukaryota; Fungi; Ascomycota; Sordariomycetes; Hypocreales; Clavicipitaceae
Product: Elongator subunit
Biological process (GO): tRNA wobble base 5-methoxycarbonylmethyl-2-thiouridinylation
Cellular component (GO): elongator holoenzyme complex; nucleus; cytoplasm
Molecular function (GO): acyltransferase activity, transferring groups other than amino-acyl groups; iron-sulfur cluster binding
Source: RefSeq, a predicted model, not a curated record
AUGCCCGCCACGGCGGUCCCGAUGCCGAAGAAGAAGGGCGCCGACCUUGCGCCAGAGAGCGAGCGCUUCCUGCGAUGCUGCGCCGAUGUUGCCAACGCCUUGAUUGAAGACCACGAGUCAACCAAGGACGGCAAGGCUGGCCGGGAUAUCAACCUCAACUCUCUGCGAUCCAAGCUGGCCAAGAAGCACAAGCUUGCUAAUAUCCCUCCCUUGACCGCUAUCAUCGCCGCCAUCCCAGAACAUUACAAGAAAUACAUCCUGCCCAAGUUGAUCGCAAAGCCCAUUAGAACCUCUUCUGGUAUCGCUGUCGUUGCCGUCAUGUGCAAGCCUCACCGAUGUCCUCAUAUCGCAUACACGGGGAACAUCUGCGUCUAUUGCCCUGGCGGCCCCGACUCCGACUUUGAAUACAGCACCCAGUCCUACACUGGCUAUGAACCUACCUCGAUGCGAGCCAUUCGUGCCCGAUACGAUCCCUUUGAGCAGGCCAGAGGGCGCGUGGACCAGCUCAAGUCGCUGGGCCACUCAGUUGACAAGGUCGAAUACAUCAUCAUGGGAGGAACGUUCAUGUCGCUGCCCGAAUCAUACCGAGAGGACUUUAUUUCGCAACUUCACAAUGCCCUGAGCGGAUACCAGACGUCCAAGGUGGAUGAAGCCGUCGAGGCUGGCGAGAUGAGCAACGUCAAGUGCGUUGGAAUCACCAUUGAAACACGACCAGACUACUGCCUUCAACCGCACCUUUCAGACAUGCUGCGGUAUGGUUGUACCAGAUUGGAAGUCGGCGUCCAGUCUCUUUAUGAGGACGUGGCACGAGACACGAAUCGUGGGCACACUGUUGCGGCCGUGGCAGAGACAUUCUGCCUCGCCAAGGAUGCUGGGUUCAAGGUUGUCAGCCACAUGAUGCCAGAUUUGCCCAACGUGGGCAUGGAACGCGACAUUGAUCAAUUCCGCGAAUAUUUCGAGAACCCAGCCUUUCGAACUGACGGCCUGAAAAUCUACCCUACCCUGGUCAUUCGAGGGACAGGUUUGUACGAGCUGUGGCGCACUGGAAGAUACCAAAACUACACGCCAAACGGACUGAUCGACCUCAUUGCGAGAAUAUUUGCACUUAUCCCCCCCUGGACCAGAAUUUACCGCGUUCAGAGAGAUAUUCCCAUGCCUCUUGUCACCUCUGGCGUGGAGAACGGCAACUUGCGGGAGCUGGCGCUUGCCAGGAUGAAGGAUUUUGGAACCACCUGCCGAGAUGUGCGGACGCGAGAAGUUGGUAUCAAUGAGGUCAAGAACAAGAUUCGACCAAACCAGAUUGAGUUGGUUCGCAGAGACUACACUGCGAAUGGCGGCUGGGAAACGUUCCUUGCCUACGAAGACCCCAAGCAGGAUAUUUUGGUGGCUCUGCUGCGUUUGAGAAAAUGCACAGAGAAGUACACCUACCGAGAGGAGUUGAUAGGUCAGCCUAGCAGCAUGGUGCGAGAGCUCCACGUCUACGGAACUGCGGUACCGGUACACGCCCGUGAUCCCAGAAAGUUCCAGCACCAAGGUUUCGGCACCCUGCUCAUGGAGGAAGCCGAGAGAAUUGCUCGUGAGGAGCACGGCAGCGAGAAGAUUAGCAUCAUCUCUGGUGUUGGUGUCCGAAGCUACUACAAGAAACUCGGUUACUGGCUAGAUGGUCCCUAUAUGAGCAAAUGGCUAGACGGUCGAGACGAGAAUGGCAAUCAAUAA